AUGUCCGAGCUGCGAAUAACAUCCCUGCCAGAUCUUAUCUCGCCACGAAUCGCCUUUCCGGGAAUUGACAGUAUCGGCGGCGUAUUCUUCGCCAACAUUGCUUUCGAAUGGAUAACCCACAACAUUAUCAACCGUGUCAAACAAGUAACAAGUGGGACCACUGCCCCGACGCAGCCACAACAAGAGGAGGAGGAAGAGGACGAAGAAGAGGACGACGACGAUGACGAGGGUCUUGUCGAGGAGCAACUGAAUCAGAAUGACGCAGACAUGCAUGGAAGCAGGCCUGCAUCACCCAAACCUUCUAGUUCUGCGGAUGUACGGGUCUCCAGUAAUCCUCCCACCCAUGAGGAGCAAGCAACACCUGCGCCGGAACAGAAAAGGCGACCGGGCAGACCACGCGGUUCCAAAAACCGAAGGCCACGAGUCGGCUCCGCGAAACAUGAGUCGCAAUUCCAAGCUUCAGCAACUAGCACAACACCAGCAUCCACUGGUCCUCCUUCGCAUCCGAACAUUACACCUCAGAAUCAGCAAUACUAUGAGUUUCAAUGGCGGGUGCUUAACCUUUGCGCGGAAUUUUAUGGUGCUGCUGAGGAGUUGGUGAAAGGAACUUCGCCUUUGGUCGUCGCUCAAUGCUACCAUAUGGGCCCUGGCGUCAAGGUCGAUCCAUUGGCAAUGCUAGGAGAUGCAAAGCGAGUGUGCGAUACUUUACUAGCCAAUCCUUCUCAACUCGUCACAAAUCCACCGCCCCCUAUCUAUCCGGUUUUGCCCACGAUUUAUCAACCAGCACCCCAACCGCCAGCUGCGACGCCUGUCGCGUCAACCUCAACCUCAACAGCCACACCAGCCGCCACCGUUGCUCCGACGCCAGGCGUGAUUACCGGAGCCCAGUCGUUCGUCGUACCACUCGGUACACAGCCUGGUUAUCCAUAUGCAACUAUGUAUGGUGCUGCUCCUGGCCAAUACCCUACUACACCGUACUAUCACCAGUAUGCUGCCUACCACCCUGGCGCGUAUUAUGCCCAACCACAACCUAUCCCUACGGCUCAACCUACCGCAAGCACGUCGACUGCUCCUGCUCCUACUCCUGCGCCAGCAGUGACUACAACGCAAGUCCAACCGACCGCCACGAUCACCACAACUCCUGCGACAGGAGGAACGAUGAUCGGAAAUCAGGGUGCUUGGUCGGACGAGGAAAUGGAACAGUUGAAAAAGCUCGCAGAACGGAGCAAAGCAACAGGAACGUCUGGUGAAAUCGACUGGGACUGGGUGGUUCAAGAAUGGGGUAUCAGCAGAACAAGACAUCAAAUCCUCAUCAAAGCGACAGCCCUGGGAUUGAAGGAAAGUUCGACUCGUGCCCCCAAGCGGCGUCGAGGAGAGGAUGGUACAGACGUCCCAGUCAUGUCCUCUCUUCAGCCCUCAACUUCGAACACGUCAAAUCCGUCGACAACGCCCGUUGCUGUGUCGUCGAUGGCGUCCCCUGCGCAAAGUACGAACCAGUCCGCCCCGACGCCCUCCGCCUCGCCCGCCUUGCAAAACCAACAACGUCCCUCGUCGUCCAAAGGCCCAGUCACAGCAGCACCUGCCCCAAAGAUGCCCUGGCCGAUGCCCACCGUCGCUGUGAGUACGGUACCCGUCAUAACAACUCCGGCGACGACGCAUGAACAACAGCGCACGAGCUAUUAUCGGCCACGGCCGAACCAGACGGAUUCGAGCGGCAAGACGACACCGACGGCGACAGGGCCAAUAUCUCAUCAACAGCCAGUAACGCAUCAAUACAUGUAUACGCCCAAUGGACAGGCAAGCAGAUGA
Cyclocybe aegerita is the source of this 1809-nucleotide messenger RNA. NCBI's taxonomy places the organism in Eukaryota, Fungi, Basidiomycota, Agaricomycetes, Agaricales, Hemipholiotaceae. The record is from the annotation of a GenBank genome assembly.